This is a messenger RNA of Drosophila subobscura, 1585 nucleotides long. RefSeq names its product mucin-19. Gene Ontology annotation, biological process: positive regulation of transcription by RNA polymerase II. Gene Ontology annotation, molecular function: transcription coactivator activity. Lineage: Eukaryota; Metazoa; Arthropoda; Insecta; Diptera; Drosophilidae. Bases 44 to 1453 code for a protein of 469 amino acids. The transcript is spliced from 2 exons. Gene Ontology annotation, cellular component: RNA polymerase II transcription regulator complex. The record is from RefSeq and is a predicted model, not a curated record.
UUUGCAUUCUACAAUCAACUGGACAGCCGACCAAGCCAGCAAAAUGAAACUCUUGCUGAUCUGCGCCUUUGUCGCCGCCGUGGCCGCUACCACACCUAGCAACAACUACCUGCCCCCCGCAUACGGUGCCGCAUCGGCUCCAGUUGCUUCCUACGCCGCGGAGGCAUCGGCUCCAGUUGAGUCCUACUCUGCACCAGCUCAGUCUUACUCUGCACCCGCCCAGGCCACCUACACUGCUGCCGCUUCUGCUCCAGCUGUGUCUUACUCGGCUCCAGCUCAGUCUUACUCUGCUCCCGCUCAGUCUUACUCUGCUCCAGCUCAGGCUACGUACACUGCUGCUGCUUCGGCUCCAGCUGUGUCGUACUCGGCUCCAGCUCAGUCUUACUCUGCUCCCGCUCAGGCUACGUACACUGCUGCUGCUUCGGCUCCAGCUGUGUCGUACUCGGCUCCCGCUCAGUCCUACUCUGCUCCCGCUCAGGCCAGCUACUCCGUUGCUGCUUCGGCCCCAGCUGCAUCCUACUCCGCUCCUGCUGAGUACGAGACCGCUGCUUCCGAGCCCGCACACACCUUCUCGGCCACCGAUGGAUACCGCUACAAGACCCAGCGUCGUCGCGUCAUCCGUCGCCACCGUCGUGAUGUGAGCCAUCUGCCCUCCAACGAUUACCUGCCCCCCUUCCAGGGAGCCGCUUCCGCACCAACCUCUGAGUACCUGCCCCCAGCAGCAUCUGCCCCAGCUCCAGUCUACCAGGCCGCUCCUGCACCAUCCUACACCGCAGCCGCAUCUGCUCCAGCUGUCUCCUACUCUGCCCCAGCUCAGUCCUACUCUGCACCCGCUGCUUCCUACUCCGCUCCUGCUGCAUCCUACUCUGCCCCCGCUGAGUACGAGACCGCUGCCUCUGAGCCAGCACACAGCUUCUCGUCCAACGAUGGAUACCGCUACAAGACCCAGCGUCGUCGCGUCCUCCGUCGCCACCGUCGUGAUGUGAGCCAUCUGCCAUCCAACGACUACCUGCCCCCAGCAGCCUCUGCCCCAGCUCCAGUCUACCAGGCCGCUCCAUCCUACACCGCUGCUGCCUCCGCCCCAGCUGUCUCCUACGCUGCCCCAGCUCAGUCUUACUCUGCUCCCGCUCAGUCUUACUCUGCACCCGCUGAGGCCAGCUACUCCGUGGCUGCUUCCGCCCCAGCUGUGUCCUACUCGGCUCCCGCUCAGUCUUACUCUGCUCCCGUUCAGUCCUACUCUGCACCCGCUCAAGCCACCUACACCGCUGCUGCAUCCGCCCCAGCUGUCUCCUACUCUGCUCCAGCUCAGUCAUACUCCGCCCCAGCUCAGUCCUACUCUGCCCCCGCUGAGUACGAGACCGCUGCCUCUGAGCCAGCACACAGCUACUCGGCCACCGAUGGAUACCGCUACAAGACCCAGCGUCGUCGCGUCCUCCGCCGCCACAGAUAUUAAACGGUUUAGCAGUUGAGGCUCCCCCAACAAGCCCAGCCAAAUAAUGUUUUGGUUUUCGGGCUCUUCAGUCACUCGUACAGAAAUUGUUAGGGAACGAAAUUGAUAAAAUCAGAAAUAAAACCCUUGAAAAAU